AUGAAUCCUGUCACUCUUUUACUGGCUUUUGUGAGCCUUCUCUAUACUAGUGCCGCCGCUCAAAGCUUCACCUCCUACGCAAAUGACUUUUUCGACCCGAGCAUCGUCGUGCAACAGUCGGCGACUAACUCGACGCGUGUCCUCGCGCAGGAAACAAUCAUACAGUGGGCAGAAGAUCUCUCAGCUCAGGGUCCCUGGUCGGUCGUGAACAAACCCUAUGCAGCACCGUCUGGGGAUAAACAUGACUACCUCAGCUGGGCCCCUUACUGGUGGCCAAAUUGCACCGAUGUUGGCAACACAACAGAGUUGCCCGCUGAGCAAAUCUGGACAACGUGCCCGUACUACCAGCGUGAUGGGUUAUUCAACCCCGACGUGCGCACUGUUGACAACACUGGCGACUUCGAUGCGAUGUCCAACGCGGUGCUAUACAGUGCGAUGGCGUGGGUUUUGAAUGGCUCGGACGCGCACGCAGCCAACGCAGUGCGCUUUGUGCAGACAUGGUUCCUCGACGCCGAUACUGCGAUGAAUCCAAACUUAAAUUAUGCCCAGAUGCAGCGCGGGCCCGACGCGCAGCUUGGCACUCACACAGGAGUCUUGGAUUUGAAGGGUUUCGUGAAGAUUGUGAAUGGAAUCCUCAUACUUCAAAAUGGAAAGAGCGCGGUAUGGACGGACGACAUCAAAAGCCAGAUGGCACAGUGGACGACCCAAUACGUCCAAUGGCUCGAAACAAACCCAAUCGCGCUCGCCGAGGCUGUCGCUCCAAACAACCAUGGCACAUUCUAUUACAAUCAGCUCGCGGCUCUCAAGCUUUUACUCGGUGACACUGAUGGCGCACGAAAUGUGACGCAGACUUACUUCAAUACAUUAUACCUGAACCAGAUCGACGCCAACGGAGAACAGGCGCGUUCCUCUUCAACCAACGCCCGCAUCGCGCAAUUCGCGGGCCUUGACGCCUGGAAAUUUACCACCACGAAGGGCGGCAUGAUCCAGCGUGCGCUCGACUUCGCGAUGGGCGUCAACCCCGGGGACGAAGCCGCCGACGAGCUGUACCCGAGCGUCGGCGCCGUCGCGUCCGUUUACGGCGAUGAGGGCAGCGGGGACAGCUCUGCGGCAGGAAAGUACACUACGUUCCUAGAGGCGAAGGAGGUCUCGUACCCGGCUGAGCCGUGGUUUUUCUGGAAUCAACCACUGAGCGACUGCGGGUACGUCGCGGCGACGCUGGCCCAGGCGUCUGCGAGCGCCUCUAAUGCCACGGCAACCGGGUCUGCGAGCGAGAAAAGCAAGAAUGCGGCUGCUAGCCGCUACAGCAUGGUAGACGUGGACCUGUGGGUGGUUGGUGGAGGGCUAGCCGUCCUGUGGAUGGUUCUGUGA
Messenger RNA from Heterobasidion irregulare TC 32-1, 1371 nucleotides. RefSeq lists its product as uncharacterized. The transcript is spliced from 7 exons. NCBI's taxonomy places the organism in Eukaryota, Fungi, Basidiomycota, Agaricomycetes, Russulales, Bondarzewiaceae. Gene Ontology annotation, molecular function: lyase activity. The coding region runs from base 1 to 1371 and encodes 456 amino acids. Gene Ontology annotation, cellular component: periplasmic space. The record is from RefSeq and is a predicted model, not a curated record.